AUGGGGACGAUCAAUGCAAAAGAGCGGCAGAAAGGAGAAGAGGAGGUGGCGAUGGCGAGCAGAGGCAAGAAGGGACUCAAGUCAGGCAUGUUCCUUGGAGGGCAAGUUGGAUCCUCAGCUAGUAGGAUGGAGGACUCAGCAUGGGACCUGGUCGGUUGUUGUUUACAGCGAAACGCGCAUCAAAGAAUUCUAGCUUCAACCCAUACAAACAAGCAGGUAGAAUCUCCAUUCGGCGUGGUCCCAACCUUUGAACAAAUCUCCGUCCCGCGCUCGUCUGCUCACAUGGCAAGCAUGAGAAGGGGCUCGUACAGUGGCAAGGAGAUAUCUGGAGCACCACAAAAUUUCACGUCGUUCCGUCGACUGAGUGAGAUCAAGCUUGAAACGAAGAAGGACGCCGAUCCGAAUGGCAAGUUGACAUUCAGCCCGAAAGGACUUCUCAAGCAAAAACAGGGGUUUGUGCAUUUCAACGAAGAAAGCAUGUCGAAAUCAUUUCGUCAGAAUCAGAACGUAUCAGCGUUGCACAAUCUUUGGUGA
This is a messenger RNA of Guillardia theta CCMP2712, 534 nucleotides long. RefSeq lists its product as hypothetical. The record is from RefSeq and is a predicted model, not a curated record. Lineage: Eukaryota; Cryptophyceae; Pyrenomonadales; Geminigeraceae. The coding region runs from base 1 to 534 and encodes 177 amino acids. The transcript has a single exon.